Molecule: messenger RNA, 1115 nt
Organism: Ctenopharyngodon idella (grass carp)
Lineage: Eukaryota; Metazoa; Chordata; Actinopteri; Cypriniformes; Xenocyprididae
Product: NAD(P)(+)--arginine ADP-ribosyltransferase 2-like
Exons: 3
Coding region: 190-951 (253 amino acids)
Molecular function (GO): NAD+-protein-arginine ADP-ribosyltransferase activity; NAD+ poly-ADP-ribosyltransferase activity
Source: RefSeq, a predicted model, not a curated record
GGCACCUUGUUCCUCUCUUGGUUUGAGGAGUCAUUGUCGUCUGGCCGAGAGCAACUGACUUUUCUGAUCUUCUCGUCGCUGCUCUUGAACUUCUGAAAAAUAAAGAACUCAGAAUCUGACAAAAAGAAACAACAGUAUUCUCAGCAUCUGCGCUUCACUAGAUCAUCUGAGGGAUUUGACUGAAUCAAGAUGCGGCUGAUCAUUGCAGCUCUUCUCAUUUUAGCUGCUCUAGGACAGGAUCACAGAGCUGCUGCAGAACAGAUAUUUCCACUGGAUAUGGCUCCGGAUUCUGUCGAUGACUAUUAUUACGGCUGUAGAGAGAAAAUGGCAAAACUGGUGAAGACGAAAUAUCUGAAGAAGGAAAUCAACCACUCUGCUAAAUUUAAACAUUAUUGGCAAAAUAGUGAAAAUAUGGUCAAGUUUCCAAAAGAUCACUUAACAAGAAAUCAAUUAAUCGCCAUUCACGUGUACACUGGUAAAUAUAUCUAUCGUCGAUUUAAUGAAGAAACUCGUUACGGUAAAAACCAGUACAAACACAAGACAUUCAAAUGGUAUUCACUUCACUUUCUGUUAACAGAAGCGAUACAGAGUCUGAAGAAAAUGCAGAAUAAAUGCUUUUUCACUUAUCGUGGUACCACAGCUAAUUUUGACAAGUAUGUUCUGAACAAAGAGAUUCGAUUCGGCUCAUUUACAUCCUCCUCUCUUGAUCGUAAAGUAACUCAAGGUUUUGGUUCUAAAUCUUGUUUUGAAAUCUACACUUGUGAAAGUGCUGAGCUGACAAAAUACUCACAGUAUCCUUACAUAAAAGAGGUGCUGAUUCCUCCAUAUGAGAAGUUUAAAGUCACUGCUGUCAGGACAAGAAAAUAUCAGCCAAAUCUCUGGUGUGACACGGUGUUUACUUUGAAAAGCUCUGGAAAAGUAAGCUACCAGAACUGUGCUCUAUUCAAGUAAGCAUAAAAACAUACUAUGUUUUGCAUUGAAAACUGAUGAAUUUACAUGAUUUAAUCAUGUACAUCAGUUACACACAAAUUAACAUAAAAAUGUUGUUUCCUCUUGAUUUCAAUUCUAAAACACAUGUUGUUUGCAUAAUUUCGAAAUAAAUUUAUUUUAAGUGA